CCAGCGGAGUUGCGGCGGCCGCGAGGUUCCCGGCAGUGCGGCCCCGGCGCGGAGCUGGGAGCCUCGGCCAGCGCCCGGCGCCCGCGCCCCCGACCCGCAGCCAUGGAGCCCGGGGCGCCCGGCGCGGCCCUGACCCUCUGCCUCUGGCUGCUGGCCUGCGGGGGCUGCCUGGCCGGCGGCCCCGGCGCCGCGGCGGCUCGGCGGCUGGACGAGUCCCUGUCGGCCGUGAGCGUCCAGCGGGCGCGCUGCUCGUCCAGGUGCCUCAGCCUGCAGAUCACGCGCAUCUCCGCCUUCUUCCAGCACUUCCAGAACAAUGGUUCCCUGGUUUGGUGCCAGAAUCACAAGCAAUGUUCUAAGUGCCUGGAGCCGUGCAGGGAGUCGUGGGACCCAAGGAAGCAGCAGUGCCAGAGCUUCUGUGAGCCUCUGUUCCCCAAGAAGAACUACGAAUGCUUGACGAGCUGUGAGUUCCUCAAGUACGUCCUGUCGGUGAAGCAGGGGGACUGCCCGGCCCCUGAGAAGGCCAGCGGGUUCGCCGCCGCCUGUGUGGAGAGCUGUGAAGCCGACAGGGAGUGCUCCGGGGUGAAGAAAUGUUGUUCGAACGGGUGUGGACACACCUGCCAGGUGCCCAAGACCCUGUACAAAGGGGUGCCCCUGAAGCCCAGAAAAGAGUUACGAUUCACAGAACUACAGUCUGGACAGCUGGAGGUUAAGUGGUCCUCGAAAUUCAACAUUUCCAUCGAGCCCGUGAUCUACGUGGUGCAAAGGAGGUGGAAUUACGGAAUCCAUCCUAGCGAAGACGACGCUACGCAGUGGGAGACGGUGGCCCAGACCACCGAUGAGCGGGUCCAGCUGACGGACAUACGACCCGGCCGGUGGUACCAGUUCCGAGUGGCAGCUGUCAACGUGCACGGGACCCGUGGCUUCACGGCCCCCAGCAAACACUUCCGCUCCUCCAAAGACCCGUCUGCACCCCCUGCCCCGGCCAACCUCCGGCUUGCAAAUUCCACCAUGAACAGUGACAACACUGUGACCGUGGCUGUGGUGUGGGAUCUCCCCGAGGAACCAGACAUCCCCGUGCACCACUACAAGGUGUUUUGGAGCUGGACAGUCAGCAGCAAAUCCCUUGUCCCCACGAAAAAGAAGCGGAGGAAGACCACGGAGGGGUCCCGGAAUUCCGUGCUCCUGGACCGACUGCAGCCGGACUGCGGCUACACCGUGGAGCUGCAGGCCAUCGCGUACUGGGGGCAGACGCGCCUGAAGGGGGCCAAGGCCUCCCUGCACUUCACGCCCGCGCGCAGCGCCGGCCACAAAGAGCAACUUGGGAAAACGGGAAAGAGCGCGACGCACGUGCAGCCCCCUUUCCAACGACGACGGCCCGCGCGGCUCCUGGAAAUCGGAGCCCCCUUUUAUCAAGACAACCAACUGCAGGUGAAGGUCUACUGGAAAAAGACCGAAGAUCCCAGCGUCAGUCGGUACCAUGUGCAGUGGCUCCCGGAGGUCUGUGCCCAGAACUGGAGCAGCGCGGCCGAGGCCUCCUCCAGCAUCACCCAGGACAACUACAUCAUUCUUCAAGAUCUGUCGUUCUCCUGCAAAUACAAAGUGACCGUGCAGCCCACGCGACCCACUGGCCACCUGAAGGCAGAGACGGUUUUCUUUACGACGCCGCCGUGCUCCGCCCUGAAGGGGAAGAGCCACAAGCCCGUUAGCUGCCCCGGAGAGCCAGGUCACGUGCCAGCCAAAGUGCUCGCCAAGCCCGAAAACCUCUCUGCCUCGUUCGUCAUCCAGGACGCCAACAUCACGGCCCACUUCUCCUGGAAGAUGGCCAAGGCCAACCUCUACCAGCCCAUGACCGGCUUUCAAGUGACCUGGGCCGAGGUCACAACCGAGAGCAGACAGAACAGCUUGCCCAACAGCAUCAUCUCCCGCUCGCAGAUCCUGCCUUCGGACCAUUACGUCCUUGCGGUGCCCAACCUGAGACCGUCCACGCUGUACCGACUGGAAGUGCAGGUGCUGACCGCGGGAGGCGAAGGCCCGGCCACCAUCAAAACCUUCUGGACACCAGACCUCACGCCGCCCUCCGCGCACAGACCCCAUCUGAAAGCUCGGCACCCCCACCACCACCCGCCUUCUCCGGAAAGACACUAAACGGUUCCAACAAGCGUCUGAGAGUCGUAGAUCGAGCGGGCGGGUGGAGCUGCGCGGCGACGACACACGGCUACAAGGGCAGCGGCCGCCCCGCAUGACCUCCCUCCCCCGUGUGACCUUGUGCCCCGGGUCCCUCUGCCCAUCUCGACGCAGGUGGAAAGGAGUGACACACGGCCACCGGUGGGGGUGGACACUACUUCCCAGAAUGGAGGAAAUGAGGCCCCCGCGCAGGAAAUCCCCGUACCCGCAUCGGCGCGCACGCACGGAUCUCCAUGGGACGGCCGCACAGCGAGAGCUCCCGGACCUGCAGCCGCGCGUGCUCGGAACACAUCUGUGUAACACACGCAGGGCACACUCGUACCGAGCGUGACGUCCGUCAAUAAAACGUUUUUAAAAGUUAAAUGAUUGCUUUGAUUUGCAAAAUCACGUAAGGGGACGCAGUCUGUAAGCCCGACGUAGUCACAGCGUUUAUCUGACGAUUCGUACCGUGUGACUUACUCCCACCCUCCAAUACAGAGCAGUCAAGUUCCCUCUGCCACCGUCCACACCCGCAGCCCAAGCCCCGUUCUCACUGAGGCCAACGAGCAGCGCGUGUGCGACCCGCGUCUUACGAGGGGCUCCCGGAGCAGGCCGCGUCCAGCGAGUUCGCCGCUGUCCGUCAGGCUUGGAGAAAUCAGAAUGCUUUCCCGGGGAUGCGUUUUCAUGCUUCCUCCUAGAAAAGGACAGGCCUCCCUGAUACAUUUUCUUAUUUCUUUUUCCUUUUUCCCUCCAUGCAGAAAAGAGCUGCCAUUCUCCUUUGUUUCACCGUGUCCUGCAUCUCACGAUGUACAAAAGCUCCUGCUUAAAGUGAGAAUCCCAGCCGUGGAGUGUUGUGCACUCUCUCCCGAGAUUCGCCUUUCCUUCAUCACAGGAAGCAAAGUGAACGCUAGAAUAUUCUCGGGAACGUGGGACAGGGCCGGGCGGAUAGAGGAGAGCGCUUUACUUGCCUUUUUCUUCCGAAUCCAUCCUGUGGGACCACCUGGCUCCAAACCAGCUUUCCCAGCGUGGACCCGGGUCAGAGCCCGGCCUCCGUCCGCGGUGCCACCGAGCACUGGUGCAGCCUUACACCCGGAAAUGCUGUCUCAUCCAGGCUUUUCUUGAGGGAACGUCCGCAGAUGUGGUGUGGAAUUCGCAGCUGUGUGUGUGCGCGUGUCUGUGCGCGCGUGCACACACACACACACCUUCAGUGUGACUCACUGGGGGAAUCUCUUGACAGCUCCCCGUGGUGUAGACAGACCCGUUCUCGUGAACGGGAGGGUCACGUGUCUGCCGUCGGUGCUCUCUCCGGAGGAAAGCACCGUGUAGCCGCCUCCCAGCACCUUGCAGGAAGGUCUUCCUCCUCUCUGCGCAGCCACGGCGGCCGGGGAGAGCUCUGGGGCCGCGCUCCUGGGCUGUGCGCCUGGCACCGGGUAUUUGUGGGUUUCUGGAAGCGCGCGGACACAGGGACGGCUCGGAACUCCUCCACGCACGAGUUCUGAAGGCAAAUGUGCUAGAAAACGGAGACAGAGGAUUUUUAUGAUCAGACGGAUGUGAAUGUUAGGGAAACGCAGUCUGUACGCAUGGACACGUGGAAACAGAGUUGCAACUGUCCGCUGUGCAGCCAAGACUUCCGGCGAAGACGCUCGCGGUUCUGCAGCUCCGCACCAGGGACGCCCGUGGGAAAGGCCCGCCCGAAGGUGCCCGGGCUUCCCAGCGCUCGAGCAUGGAUCUCUUGACGCAGUCGGGACGGGCCGCACGGCGUGCCCCGGAGUCACCUGCUUCCCCAAGGAACGAACAGGACCUCCCCUCGUUUCCAACCGCCCGAGCUGGACCCAGCAGCACAGGUACCUUCACGGAAACCAGGACUCAGCCAGUGCCAGGAACCCCAUCUGAAUGUCAGAUUCUCAAAUUUUCACCAACAAAGACAUCGAAUAUUGGCCACAAGGUUAUCUUUACCCUGAACUUGUCACGAACAAAUCCAAUAUUUGUGUCCACAAAUGUUUGUGCCGUUGUAUCGUUCAAAAUGCAGGAGUGUACACAGAGACAUGAAAUGUUACUAAAUUAUUCUGUAAGUUUGAGUUUAUAAAGUUUAAUUGUGAGUCUUUGGGCAAUAGACAACGAGAAAAUACAUUUUCAGUCUGGAAGAAGGUUCCGAAGCUUAGAGCCUCCUUUCAAACUUGAAAGCCACUCCUGUGAGCGCCGAAUUUUGCGAUAACAAAAUUUUAAUUUUUCACGUUAUUGGAAGAAAACUAUUAAUUAGAUGAUUAAGGACACAGGAGUUUAUGAAUUCAAGUGACUUUCAAUAUGCAAAUUGGCCAUAUAUCAUUACAUUUUUUUUCUUUGAUUUUAAAAAUUUGAGUGCCCUAAUGAAAAGGACACAAACUAUGCUUUGUUUUCUCUAAACACUGUUAGUGGCUCGUCUCCAAUAUGUCUUAUUAAAAUGAAACGCGUCUCUCUCAUAGGAGAAAAAAUACAUUUGGGGAAAAUACGUAGUCUUAACAGUUGAGCCCAUCGAGAAUACCAAGUGCUGAGAUCCCAGGGGUUAAGUCCGUACUCACCACAGUUCCUCCCCGUCCGCCUGCAGCCUGCGGUCUCUCGGGGAAAAGGACCCGCUCCCUGUCCUAAGCGGGGGCUCUGCACGUGCCUCUUACGGGAAGCGUGUGCCCUUUCGAGUCCUUCUUGGUGUCAGUAGGACAUAUUAGAGACAGUGGAACUGACGACAGGCUGUACUUUAAAAAGACGAUUAAGCAAAGUUCAAGUGUAAAGACGCAUCCAUGUGCUGGGAACCUAGAUGAACCCGUAAGUGAUUGUGCAGAAAAGGCUGUGUCCACGUCGGCGCAGGUGGUGGGGAGGGGUGGGGGUCACCGUCCUUCCGGGGCGCCGUGAGCACCGUAGAGCACCCAGCGGUGGCCCUGGCCUCACCCACCACGUGCCAGGAGGACCCGCCCAUGUUGUGACAAUCCACAAUUCUCCGCACGCUUCCCACUCGCCCCUGGCGGAUGAGGUCCCCCAUCCCAGCUGAGAACCCGUGCACCAGAGAGGGGGGGAAUUUACUAAACUCGGGAGAACCUGCCUUGUCGGCAGGACCCAGGAGCCCAGGAGUCCGUCCCGGGAGCCAAGCUGGGAACUUGACUGCAAAGCCCUGAAUUAUGUCUCUUAUCGUGUCCCUGAAAAACCUGAUGGGCAGACUGAGUUCGGACGUGCCUUUCUGUCACCCGAGCACAGAUACUUAAUCCUUUCUGCCGGUCGGCAUCUCUAACGAUAAGGACUUAUUGAUUUAAGGCCCUUGCCGACGCCUUGGGCCGUGGAUUUACUAAUUACUCAUUCCCACGACUGCAAAUAGCUCUGCCUCGUUCCAGAAACCCUUGCGCUGUCCCCAGCACACAAAGCCUACAUACGUGUUGCAUGUAUUUCUAGUUCAUUUAAAAUAAUAGCUGUGUAAAGACAGUGACGCUCACCUACGGUUGUGCAUGGCCGGACUCCGUUUCUCACCUCUCCUGAGUCUUGUAGCACGUUACGCAAUUCAGAGUGAUUAACCGAGAUCUGUCUGGAACUGACCCGUUAACGAUGCCGUCGCGUGCGGAUAACGCAGCGGCUACCUUCUCAUCCCCAUGGCCUGGAGAGACCUCGUCUCUUCUACUGGUCGUGUCAAGUCAAUAUUUAUUUAUGGAUGUAAUAAAAAAAAAAAGUUCGAUUUUCGUGUGUGUCUGUCAUGCUCUUCAGAGAGAAGUAAUCUUGUAAAAACUUUUGUAAAAACGGAAAAGUAUUGUACAUAGUCUGCUACCCUGUUACUCCUUGUUUUCACGUGAGGGUGUUCUGUACAUACUGAUUCAGUAAUAAAGGAUCCUUAAACCUGC
Lutra lutra (Eurasian river otter) is the source of this 6020-nucleotide messenger RNA. RefSeq names its product anosmin 1 (gene ANOS1). Gene Ontology annotation, biological process: neuron differentiation. The record is from RefSeq and is a predicted model, not a curated record. Gene Ontology annotation, molecular function: peptidase inhibitor activity; protein binding. NCBI's taxonomy places the organism in Eukaryota, Metazoa, Chordata, Mammalia, Carnivora, Mustelidae. Bases 103 to 2145 code for a protein of 680 amino acids. Gene Ontology annotation, cellular component: extracellular region; cell surface. The transcript is spliced from 14 exons.